CACACUGAAUGCUCAAUCACAGCUGAGUGAGGCAGGUUCAAGGUAAAGGCUACUGUUGCUGCCUCAGGUGUCACUCAAUAUGCCAAUGCCGUGCACGUGAUCACCAAUUGCGGCGGGCGUGUUUCCCGCCCGGCUUCUCUGCUUCCUCAGCUCUCUCCAUCAUGACCAUCCCAACGGCGCCAUGGUCGAGUCAGAACCAACCAUCAAGCGCUCCGCCUCUUCCUCCUCGUCUGAAGAUGGACUGAAUCCUCCUGAUGCAAAGCGCGUCAAGCGUCAUUACCACCACCAUCACCGCCUGCAGAGCCCCGUUAACCCAGCUCUACCUGAGCCCGCCAUCGUCGACGAUGCUUGUGUCGACCAGCUCCUAAACCGGUCCAUCAGUCAAUAUUUACGAACAUGCGGGUUUGAGCUCGCAGACCCUGCUGCGCUGGACGCCUUUCGCAGGGUGACUGAAGAAUAUAUCUUAAGCGUCGCAUCCUACGUGCGACAAUCCAUGCUAUCGAGCCGGCGCACCCAACCCAUACCUCAUGAUUUCGACGAUGCCCUACGCCGUCACUCUGUUCCGUACACCGACCUCCUCCCACACGUGCAACCUCAUCCCAAACUCGACCCGAUCCCGACACCUCAGCCCACUCCGCCGCCAGAAGAAGACUCCUUCAAGGCCCUCCCAUCCUCUGGGCCACAGCUUAGCGUCGAGAACGACCACGUUCGAAGCUCCUACAUCCCGAAACACUUCCCCGCCUUCCCCAGCAAACACACCUACCGCCAUACGGCAGUCUUCACGGAACGCGAGCAGGACGCUCGGAAGAUUCGCGAGCGCGCUACUGAAGACGGCCGGCACGGAGAGGAGGCUCUGCGCAAGCUGGCGCGGGCGGCCUUCAAGGACAACCAGUUUGGGUCCUCGGCGCGCGAGAAGAAACCCUGGGGCCGGCGCGCAGAGACGAUGGAUAGUAUGUUUGAGAAGACUGUGAAGGGGCUGGCGAAACGGAUGCAGCGGACCGCCACGGUGCCGGGUGCGGCGGCGCCCAUGGAAAUCGAUUCCGGAGCUGGGUUGGAUACGGAGGUCAAGCCGGUUAGGUCGAAGCUUGCGUUGAGCAUCGAGCUGCCGCCUAUUAUCAACUGCGAGCGGGAGUUCUGGCGGCGGGCGCCGUCGUCGGGGACGCGGAGAGCAGUAGAGGAUAAGCAACCUGCCGUGAAGAAGGAAGCUCAUGAUAGAGCUUCCCGGGUGGACAGCUGGGUGAGCACUUGAGAAGGAGGCAACGGGCGCGGUUGUAUAUGGUGGGUGAGUGCAAUGGCAGUAUGCACGGGCGUCAUGGGGGCGUUUCAGCUUGUUUUCUUUUUCUUUUUGAACCCUUGCAUUAUUGCAGUGAAGAUACCCAUGGAGUAGAGUUUUAGA
This is a messenger RNA of Aspergillus uvarum CBS 121591, 1396 nucleotides long. Its product is annotated as TBP-associated factor 8 family protein. Gene Ontology annotation, biological process: transcription initiation at RNA polymerase II promoter. The record is from RefSeq and is a predicted model, not a curated record. NCBI's taxonomy places the organism in Eukaryota, Fungi, Ascomycota, Eurotiomycetes, Eurotiales, Aspergillaceae. Bases 182 to 1249 code for a protein of 355 amino acids. The transcript is spliced from 2 exons. Gene Ontology annotation, molecular function: protein heterodimerization activity. Gene Ontology annotation, cellular component: transcription factor TFIID complex.